UGGAUAACGUCUCCUUCAACCCGCAGCACAGACUCAUUUCUCUACACACCAGCUCUGAGUGGAUGCUCAGCAGGGGUGUUUGAGAUAUUAGCACGCUGUGGGGGAACGGCUCAGGGACUUCUGCCAUCCAUAUACAAAGAGCCGGCAGUUAGGAGGAAUAUGGGAAAAUCCGAAAGCCAAAUGGAUAUCAUGGAGAAAUCAAGUAAACCCGGAAAGCGUCGCUGGACUGUUGCGGAAAUCGGUCUGUCUGUGCUGCUCCUGUUAGUCAGCUGUGCCUUGGCCGGGCUUGUAGUCCUCUACACAUCAGCUAUGAAAGAACAAUCAAGCAGGCCGAGCGCGUCCAGGAGCUCAACAGGUGAGGGCCAGCUGUUACGCUCCAACCCCAGCAAUGUGUGUACAACUGCAGACUGUGUUACCGCAGCUGCCCGGCUCUUGCAAAACAUGGAUGAGUCCGUGAAGCCUUGUGAUAACUUUUACCAGUAUGCCUGUGGGGGUUGGCUGGAGCGACAUGUUAUUCCGGAGACCAGUUCCCGUCACAGCGUCUUUGACAUUCUGCGAGACAAGCUGGAGAUUGUCCUCAAAGGUGUUCUCGAGACAGUCAGUGAAGAGGACAGAGAUGCCAUCAAGAAGGCCAAAAUCCUUUACAGCUCCUGCAUGAAUGAAAGCCUCAUAGAGCAGCGUGACUCGCAGCCCCUCCUGAAGCUCAUUGAGAGUAUCGGUGACUGGCCUGUGGCGUCAGAGGACUGGAACACCACCACAGAGGAAGCCUGGAGCUUUGAGGACACACUGGCAACACUUACUGCUCAUUUCCACAAGAAGGUUGUGCUGGACAUGUAUGUGUGGACGGACGACCGGGACUCUCAGCGCCAUAUUAUCUAUAUUGACCAGCCCGGGCUUGGGAUGCCAUCUAGAGACUAUUACUUCAAUGAUGGAAACUACAAAAAGGUUCGAGAGGCCUACCUACACUUCAUGGUUUCCAUUGCAAAGAUAACCCGAGAGGACAGGAAUUUGACUCAAGAUGACGACCGAGUGUGGGAGGAAAUGAUGCAAGUGCUGGAGCUGGAGACAGACAUCGCCAAUGCUACAUCACCAGCAGAGGAACGCCAAGAUGUCACCAUUCUUUACAACAAGAUGGCACUUGGUGAACUGCAGAGCACAUACACCUUUAAUGGUUUCAACUGGACACGAUUUAUUCAAGGUGUGCUGUCGAGUGUGUCCAUUGAUGUCCAGUUGGACGAGGAGGUGGUCGUGUAUAGCUCUCCCUAUCUUGAGAAGAUGAACGAUGUUCUCUCCAGACACAGUAUCAGAACUAUGCAGAACUACCUCACCUGGCAACUCAUCAUUGACAGAGUUAACAGCUUGAGCCGCCACUUUAAAGAUGCCAGAGCGCGAUACAGAAAGACUCUCUAUGGGACCACUGUCGAGGAUGCUUGGUGGCGAGAAUGUGUGCGUUAUGUCCAAAGCAGCAUGGAGAACGCAGUGGGAGCUCUGUACGUGCGCGAGACUUUUGCAGGAGAAAGUAAACGAAUGGUGAGUGACCUCAUCAGCAAGAUCCAAGCAGCGUACGUAGAAACACUGGAGGAGUUAAGCUGGAUGGACACUCCCUCAAAGGAGAAGGCGAGAGAAAAGGCCAUGGCAAUCAAGGAACAUAUCGGCUAUCCAGAUCAUAUCCUGCAGGAGAGCAACCAAAAGCUUGACCAAGAGUAUGCCCAUCUAAAUUUCAGUGAAGAACACUACUUUGAGAACAUCCUGGAGAACCUCAAGUCAGAAGCCCACAAGAGUCUGAAGAAGCUCAGAGAGCCUGUGGAUCCUGACUUGUGGAUCAUUGGUGCUGCUGUGGUUAAUGCAUUCUACUCACCCAACAGAAAUCAGAUUGUGUUCCCUGCAGGAAUCCUGCAGCCGCCGUUCUUUAGCAAGCAUCAGCACCAAGCUCUUAACUUCGGCGGAAUAGGGAUGGUUAUCGGACAUGAGAUCACGCAUGGAUUUGAUGACAACGGGCGUAAUUUUGACCAAGAUGGUAAUAUGCUGAACUGGUGGAGUAAUUACUCUGCUGAGCACUUCAAAGAGCAGUCGCAGUGCAUGGUGCAACAAUAUGGCAACUUCAACUGGAAGCUAGCAGGCGGACAAAAUAUCAGUGGAAUCAGCACUUUGGGGGAGAAUAUUGCAGACAAUGGAGGGGUUCGUCAAGCAUACCAGGCUUAUCUUAAGUGGGUGGAGAUGGAAGGUGAAGAGCCUCGUCUACCUGGUCUAGACAUGGAUCACAAGCAGCUUUUCUUUCUUAACUUUGCCCAAGUAUGGUGUGGUGCUUAUCGGCCUGAGUAUGCCAGCCAGUCCAUUAAGACUGACUCACACAGUCCUUUAGAAUACAGGGUCCUUGGAUCGCUCCAGAAUUUUGAAGCUUUCUCAGAAGCCUUUCAGUGCCAAAAAGGCAGUCCAAUGAACCCUGAGCUGAAGUGUCGGGUCUGGUAGAACUCCUGAGAUUUGUUGGUUUUCUUAGCAUGGGCAAGUCAAAUCAAAAGAAUAAGUUGUACUUUAAAACCCACAGAGAUAUCCUGCUCAUGACUUAUUCCAGUAUGUUUGGGGCCAAGUGAUGACGCAGACACGUGCAUAUAUGGUACCGUAGGUGUUUUUUAAACAGCUGGCGUCCUCAGUACUCCAUAGGUUCUUAAAUUUAAAGCACGCAGAUUGUAAAAGAGAAACUUGCUUGAAUAUCUUAUCAAGUUUGAAUUAUUGUCAGUGGAUGAGGAGGUCAGUUGUUCCCUUUUGUUUUGUUUUUAUUUGUAUUUUUUUUAAUGUCCCACAUCGGGGCACAUGAAUGGAAAGGCUACAUGGAAAAGAUGAGACUUUUUGAAAGGCUUAAUGAGGUUGACUUUAAAUGCCCAGCGAGCAUUUGUUGAACAAAUUCUUCUCAUAAAUCUUAAGUGGAUUUUUGUAAUUUAAUGUGUAGCCUUUCAUCUGAUGUACUGUUUUUAAGACAUCGUGCCACUUCAGAAGGAAUAAUGGUGAGCAAAUCUGACUCUGGCUGAAGAGCAUGAAAUAAAUGAGAACUUACGGCUUUGCUGAUGCAAAGCUACAAAAGAAUUAGUCACACUCUGAGAGUUUGGUCAUUCACUGUUACAUGAAAACAAAUUGCUUAAAGACUUUAAGACUGUUAAAUCUUUGCAGCUUUAACCUUAAAUUAACACUCUGAGGGAGCUGCUGCGUUUAGCAUUUUUACACUUACGGCAUGGAUAAAUAUUUAACAUUUUCAAAGCUGGCUAAGCAGUUUUCUAAGUUUCUUUGCCACAUUUUGCAAAUGAUUGUUACUCAAUACUCUACCACGGAAAUGUACUAUAUACAUGUACUGUAUGUCAUGACACUUUGCUGUGGCCUGCUCCUUAGAUCGUGAGAAAAAAAACCCAGGAUUUGUUGGAGGUCGAGUGAUGUGACAUUGAUAUUAGUUGCAUUAUUGGUUACUCCCACUUUUGACUGUAAUCUGUUUAGACCCCAGUUGUUAUGUGUUUCUGAAGCCGAGAGGUUAAAGAGCUGAGCUCAAAAUCCUUAACAUGACGUGAACCUACAUUCAUUUUAUAAAAUAAUGUUACUCGUGUGAGAUCUGUAAGUUCACAUUUAACCCAAAAUAGUGCUUGGGUUUUUAGUUUUGUGCGCUUUCUUUCCGACAUGAGUGAAAACUCACACAGACAUUUAGCCUCUGGGGCGUAGCCAAUUACAUGCUGUGCUGAAAUGAGGGGAAAACCCCCUCAGAUACACUUGGACAGGCAGCAGAUGAAGUGGUUUUCUUCUGAUCUUGCAUUGAUCAGUGUCGUAUGAGAUGAAAGGAUGGAGCGCGGUGACCGCUGUAGCUGAUCCACAAGCUCGCACUGAAGAUUGGGGCUUGUCAUUAACAAGAUGGCCAGGGCCAGGACUGUUAUUUUCUACCUUUAUUAACAAGUAAUGACAGGAGAAUCAAAGAGGAUGGAGACACUGGCUGCCGUAAGCCGACAUUUUUGUGCUGGAGAGAGCUUUCAAACACAAACAACACACACACACACAGACGGUUUUGAAUGUUUGCUGUCACUGGUCACAUUUAGGGUGGCCUUGGUUAACUGAACACGACUGUUAGGUCUCAACAGAGGCUGCUAAAUUGAAUGUGCAUAUUGAAGCUUUAUACUUUCAGAGGGUCAGUCUCAGUGCUCCAAACAACAAAAACUGUUGUUUCAAACGGGGGGGGGGGAGAGGAAAUAUUACUGAGAGAUUUUUCCCCAGAAUCUAAGUGAUGACAGUGUGCUGCCAUCUCAAAGACAAAUGUUUGACAUUUUGGGAAAUGCAUUUAAAAAAUAUAUACAUGUAGGUAUUCAUUUUCAUAUUUUCACAUUUAAUAACAAAGAGGAAACAGUUACAUCUGACUAAUGGUAACAAAAUUCACCUUUCAGCACCUUUGUCGUUUAUAAAUCACAAGGAUGUCUACUAGAAAUUACAGCUACUGUAUAUACUUAAAGAUUUUCCCAGAGAACAACAAUCACUUGGCUACAGUUAAUAACCCUGGCUGUAUCUAAAAUCAUUAUGUAUUAUAUUUUAAUUAAGCCAGACCCAACUUUAUCACAGGUGGGUAAAAAAAGCAAAGGACAAAAUAGUUAAAGUCUCUUAACCCGUAAACCUUGAAACACGAAAUAGUUACCAGUAAUUUUUUUUUUUUUAAAUCUUCUGACAAAAUCUUCUAAACAAUAUAAAGUUAGGAUGCAAACCUCUAAGUCAAGUUUGGCAAAAGUUAAUUAAAAAACAAAACCUGCCAAAGAAUCAAAAAGAGGCACAACUGGGGGGUAAAAAAAAUGUUUGAAAAUCAGCUAGCAAUGUGGCUCAAAAUCAACUAUAAUCACAAUAGUUGCA
Maylandia zebra (zebra mbuna) is the source of this 4866-nucleotide messenger RNA. It is a transcript of the gene mmel1, whose product is annotated as membrane metallo-endopeptidase-like 1. Gene Ontology annotation, cellular component: plasma membrane. Lineage: Eukaryota; Metazoa; Chordata; Actinopteri; Cichliformes; Cichlidae. Gene Ontology annotation, molecular function: metalloendopeptidase activity. The record is from RefSeq and is a predicted model, not a curated record. Gene Ontology annotation, biological process: protein processing.